CUCAUUAUGAAUAAUGUUUCUGCAAUAACAAUGUUUUUUCUUUCAGGUUUAAAUGAAACAGUGAAUCACAGGUUUGUUCUCUUCUUUCUCAGUUUGCUGUGUUACUGCAUCAUUUUCCUGCUAAAUCUUGCUCUUACUGUGACCAUCAUCUUGGACAAAAACCUCCAUGAACCCAUGUAUAUUCUGCUCUGUGUUUUUUGCAUGAAUGCACUUUAUGGAACAGCAGGUUUUUACCCUAAAUUUCUCUGGGAUCUGCUCUCUCCUGUUCAUGUUAUCUCAUAUUACGGUUGCCUUAUUCAGACUCAUGUGGUUUAUUCUUUUGCCUGCAUCGACGUUUCGAUUCUUACACUCAUGGCAUUUGACAGAUAUGUGGCCAUAUGUCAGCCACUGAAGUAUCACUCUUUCAUGUCAAAGCAAAGAGUCAUUAAGGUUGCAUGUUUUUCUUGGUUCACACCUUUUUGCAUUGUAGCUGUAAAUAUUUUUCUAACAUCCAGGCUGAAGUUAUGCAGCUCGUGCAUUUCCAGACUCUUCUGUGUGAACUCAGUUAUUGUCACACUUGCUUGUUCACGAGCUGAAACUAUCAUAAACCACAUAGCUUCAUAUAUUACAAUAACUGUUUAUGUAUUCCACGGUUUGUUUAUCGUGUGGUCCUACGUUUACCUCAUUAAAACAUGUGUAAAGUCUACAGAAAAGAGGGCAAAGUUCAUGCAGACAUGUGUCCCACAUUUAGUUUCCCUACUCACUUUUCUUGUGGCUAUACUUUUUGAUGUUUUGAAUAUCCGAUUUGGUUCAAUAGUUUUACCUCAAACCCUUCAAAACUUUGUGACAAUAGAGUUUCUUGUCAUUCCUCCUAUUAUGAAUCCUCUUAUUUAUGGCUUCAAAUUGACCAAAAUUAAGAAAAGAAUCUGUACUUUAAUUACUUUCCGUAUUUCAGUGACUCCUGCUUAUGCUGGCAAAGAACUUCUGAGUUUUAGAAUGCGGACAAAUGGAUGCCCCCAGAGCCAGCAGCGAUCCCAAGAUGCUGCCAGUCCAGCCCUGGAUCACCAGCCACCCUCCACCCUGGACAGGUACAAGUACAUUGGAAUCCCACAGGCAAAUGGGAACCUUGAACAGGCUGCUAUGAAAGCCACAACCACUAAAUACCUGCAGAGAGUAAGGAAAGUCCUGAGGAUCCAGGCAGUAAACACCUAUGUCCUGUCGGUGAUCAGAUACCAUGCUAAGAUAAUAAGCUGGCCAAAGAAGGUGAUGGAAGCUACUGAUGUCAAGACAAGGGAGCUCUUUUCCAUGCAUGGAGGGUUUCAUCUCAGUUCCAACACCAUAAGACUGUGCGUUAAGCCAAAGGAUGGAGGCCAAGGACUGGCGAGUGUCAGAACCACUGUCCAGGAUGAGACCACAGACAUCCAUGAGUACAUCAGGAAGAUGUCCUCAACCGACCACGUGCUCAGUGAAUACCUCAGGGAAUAG
Molecule: messenger RNA, 1464 nt
Organism: Oreochromis aureus
Lineage: Eukaryota; Metazoa; Chordata; Actinopteri; Cichliformes; Cichlidae
Product: olfactory receptor 5F1-like
Exons: 3
Coding region: 7-1464 (485 amino acids)
Biological process (GO): G protein-coupled receptor signaling pathway
Cellular component (GO): membrane
Molecular function (GO): olfactory receptor activity; G protein-coupled receptor activity
Source: RefSeq, a predicted model, not a curated record